CUGAAAUCUCUUGGGCAAGACUCAGGAAAACCAACCUUUGACAUGAUAUAUGCUUAUAUGCCCAGGAAAGUGAUAGAAAGGCCUGAGAAACUGAAGGGUCUGUCUGCAACUACCUCUUAGCAGGAGCUGAGCAGAUUCAACUGAACCAAUGGAGCCAGAUCAACUAGCCCGGCAGGAACCAGCCACAGCCAGUACACCCUUGCCAGUUCUGCCUAGAUUGGAUCGCCUCGAACGCUUGCUGCAGCUUCUGGAAGAGAAGCAUACCUUAUCCAGAAGGCAUUCAUCGACACCAGUUACUAAAGAUAUAAAACCAGAAGAAGUUGACGGCAAAAACCUUUCCAACGCACUCGAACAAGUUUAUCUCAAAGGCACGCUGAUGGAUCGACUGGACAAGCUUGAGAUGCGAGUGUUACAGCUGGGCUUGGACAUGGAUGAAGGGAACACUUCAAGGUCAAGUUCUUCCACUAUUCCAUUACCUGAAAAGUUUGGCCACAGCUCAGGCUCAUCAUCUGUUGCAAAGCCAGAUGAAGAGGUAACUAGAACUGUUGAAAAAAGGUCAGAGCCUGUCCUAAUUCAAGAGGAGACCUCUGUAACAAAGAGUCAGAAUCAGCAUAAUCAUAGGCUUCAUAGCAGAAAGAAGAAAGCAAAAGCCAAGAGGAAAUGGCUUGCUUGGUUUCCAACUGGAUGUUAAGAUGUCCAGUGCUGGAAAUCAUGAAUGGAACUCACAUUCACAGUUGAUGGCAGCCACAAUCUGCUAAGAAUUUGGGACUUCUGUAUUUCCUGCUUGAUCCGUUAGCGUCAAGAGAGUCUUGAAAGUACGUUUUUCUUUCUUUUUUUGGUUGUUCUUCAUAUGUGCUGUGUGCUGCUUGAGAUUAGGCUUGAUACGGCUGGAAAAUCCUGAACCCUAUUUGGAAUUUAUAGAGUUGUACAACAACGAUCAAAUAUGGUCUAUACAUCCAACCAUAUCUUACUAGAUUUUCUUGACAAUAUCAUUAGUGUUUUUACGCUUUAAAUCCAAAAAUCACCUCUAUAAGAAUCACACCAAAACCAGAUAGAGGAGCAAUAGGCUCACGGGUUGAAAGUAUAUCUCCUCGUUGGUCAUGUUUAUCCCACUUGGAACUGCCAUCUUCUCCCACUGUUUGGCCAUGCUGGGCGGGCGGGCUAGCUAGCAGGGGGUGGGCCCCACUACCUUUUAUGGGACCAGACCCCUUCUCUCAAGCUGUUUACCUCAAGCAAUUGUUAUGUUAUUAGACACGAACAAGAUAACAAUCUGUGUUAAUGUAAACAUUGUUAUGAACACAUGGAAACUUGUACCACCGCCACUCCUUUGUCAUUUCCCUCAACCAAUU
Diospyros lotus (date-plum) is the source of this 1349-nucleotide messenger RNA. RefSeq lists its product as uncharacterized. The coding region runs from base 149 to 691 and encodes 180 amino acids. The record is from RefSeq and is a predicted model, not a curated record. Lineage: Eukaryota; Viridiplantae; Streptophyta; Magnoliopsida; Ericales; Ebenaceae. The transcript is spliced from 4 exons.